UCCUUCGUCGCUGCUGUGGCAGUGCUGCACCCUAAUCCUAAUUUCUGUCUCGAUCAUCAAGUCAUGUUUCAACAUCUAUCGCGCGGUAAUUUCGCGUUAGGCAUCGGGCUUGGAUGCCACCGUCGUUUGGCUGUCUGCUAUCUUGUCUGAUUCCUGGGUUCCAGUCUAGUGGAACAUUUUGAAAUAGUUCUUCGCUGAUGCCGCGGAAAGAAAGAACGGCCAUCUUUCGGGUGAAACGUUUUGGCCCGCGGAUCCUCGCAACGGUCAUUACCAGUGUCAGUUAAACAAUAAAUCAAUCCCGUUGAAGACCACCAUAAAAGUUGUCGUGACUGUGCAAAAAAAAAAGAAACGAAAACAAUUUUCUACGAAAAGUGCAGCAAUUGGCCUGUCUUGUGGUGCUACUUUCGGUGUCAACAGUUCUGACAGCUCCUCCCUGACGUGGGGAGUAAACGAUCGUGUUGUUCCCGGGUUGCCGUUUUUAGACGGUUAUCCGGCCAGUUUCGCAGCCAGUACUGAGUUUGAAGUGUGCCAGCAUCCAUCAAAUGCCCCGGUGGGGUGUAGUUUCGUGCAUUCAAGAUGAAUAUACUAGGCUUAUUCUCUGCCGUAGUACUACUCACAAUGGAGGCUCUUUGUGCACAUUUGGUAGAAUUUGUGUCUAACUACAAAACAAACUCACAGAUCCACUACUCGUUCCGAUACUACAUUGACCAUCCACAGUCCGGCGUUUCUCUAGAUCACUGGGAAGAUCGUCGCGGUGACUACGUGCACGGUGGCUAUGGAGUUCUGGAUCCCGGAGGAUACGUUCGCACGGUACAUUACGAGGUUGAAGGAGACAGCGGCUUCCGGACGGUCAUCAAAACAACCGCCCCAGGCAGUUCUUCGCAGUAUAACAUCUACAGUGGGAAACGGGCCCAGCCUCCGCAGCCGGUGUGGAACACCCAGCCGGUUGCUUUCGUGCAAAGCGGCAAUAAAUCCUAGCUUCAUCUUGCACUUCGAUAUCAAACUUUACUGUCUCAGUACCACACGACUAACCGACAACUGGACAGUUAGGUACGCAAGUCAGCACUUCUUCUUUACGACGCUCCUUGUCACGAGUAUAAUAUUGUGCAACGAGAUGCACUUUCUUCGGGGCUAUAGCGAGUGACCCGUUAAAGUCUUAUUUAACCUCCUUUCCACUAACAAAACCAUGUCGUUCAAUUGAAUAAAUAACCGGAAUGAAAAGAGAAAAAAAACUAACCGAAAUCUGUCGCCACCGUCACUCGAGAUAAUGUAAAUAAAGUAAUUUUAAUGU
Molecule: messenger RNA, 1291 nt
Organism: Topomyia yanbarensis
Lineage: Eukaryota; Metazoa; Arthropoda; Insecta; Diptera; Culicidae
Gene: Cpr62Ba
Product: cuticle protein 7
Exons: 4
Coding region: 577-978 (133 amino acids)
Cellular component (GO): extracellular matrix
Source: RefSeq, a predicted model, not a curated record